Messenger RNA from Microstroma glucosiphilum, 2014 nucleotides. RefSeq names its product Clavaminate synthase-like protein. The record is from RefSeq and is a predicted model, not a curated record. Lineage: Eukaryota; Fungi; Basidiomycota; Exobasidiomycetes; Microstromatales; Microstromataceae. The coding region runs from base 176 to 1855 and encodes 559 amino acids. Gene Ontology annotation, molecular function: 2-oxoglutarate-dependent dioxygenase activity. The transcript is spliced from 4 exons.
CGCCCCCGCGUUUCUGGGUUUUGCGCAUAUCGGUGGCCAAGACUACACUCGAUACUUCGCAAGGUGAAGCGAGCCGCAGCUCUCCGUCUGGUCUAGCAGUCAAAGCUUGGCAGUCGGACAACAAGCCCUGCCACUCUACAGUGCUUUGCCUGCUCACGGAACGCCUGUCCUCGGCAUGGGCCCGGCCAGUACGGGUCAGCAGAAAAAGCCAUGGCAAUCUCUUGCAAAGGCCGCAAUCUCGAUGGUCGCUGACAGCGCAAAAGGAGAUCUUCUGCCGUGCGGUGAGGAGCCACUCCGCCUCCUCAACUCCAGCCUAGAGCUCCUCGCUGAGCUGCCUUUCACAGAGCACAACCUCACAUCUUGUGUGCUCAAUUGCGAGGACCUCAUCGCUCGGUGUGAUGCAGCAUUCCGCUCCGGGCCUUGGAAAGAUGUUCCGAGGUACUGGAGGCGAUUAUAUGCGGAUGCGGCCAUUCUCAAGGCCGUUAGCAAGAUUGGCACAGUCCAGCUUGCGCAAGAGGCAAAUCAACAGAACAGCGCAAGCCAAGCUUCCUCGUCGAAGCGAAAAGUCGAAGACCCUCAGCAAGAGGUCAGUCACGAAGAGUUUCAUGAAGCUCUGCUAGACUGUAUCGGCACACUAGACCUUGCCAUUGUAGUGGCAGGAGCACCUGGUUGUGGACGUAAGGAGAUGAUACUCGACCUCAUCGAGGUCAGUCAGUCACGCCUCUCGGGUCGGUAUUCUCUGCAAGACUACCAUACGAAGAAGGCCCGAAGAUCUUCAGGUGGCGCUUCAACGAUCUCACUGACCACUCAGACAGUGCAUCACCCCCAAGUGCGAGCUACUGUCCGGAUCCCGGAGCCAUCCAGUGCUCCAACAUUUGACUCUUUCAUAGCCAAAGAUCAUAAAGUCCCGUUUGUAUUGCGAGGCUUUGCAAAAGAUUGGCCCGCUUGCGAACAGCUGCCUGGCCAACCGCAUACUCGCUGGUCCAGCGGACAGUACCUCCUCGAGACCGCUGGAGGCAGAGGUCGGGUCGUGCCUUGCGAGGUGGGAGGCAAGUACUCCGACGACGAUUGGGGACAGCAAAUCCUUCCUUGGCAAGAUUUCCUCGCUCGCUCUGGCUGGCAAGUGGGCUCUUCAGACAUGUCAGAACACGAGCCAUCCAGGCAGACGCUCUAUCUGGCCCAGCACACCCUCUUUGAUCAAUUUCCCAAGCUCGAGGCAGACAUUCUUCCCCCGGACUACGUCUUUGCAAGCGCUGAGAUAUCCGGAUACGCCCCUCCAGUGAAGACCAUGGAGGGAGACGAAGAUGAUGGCGAACAACGGCGUGUCAUCGAGGACGUCGUCAAAUCGGUCUGGAUUGGGCCAGAGGGUACAGUCAGCCCUGCUCACACAGAUCCCCACUUCAACUGCUACACGCAAGUCGUCGGGCGUAAAUUGAUUUGGGUGGCCCCUCCCUGGUGCGAUCGUGGUAUGUAUUGCUAUGGAGCAACUACGCCCUCUCCGCCCCCUACGUCACCUCGGACUUCCCCGCAUGGCAAGAAAGCCGAAGCAAAAGGCCCCGAGAAGUCUCCGGGUGUGCCUGACUGGAGCUGUCUCGAGAGCAACGGCGAUGACACAGCCUCAAACGCCAGCGAGAAAGGCGUCGACUUGACCGCUCUCAUGACAAACACAUCGCGCGUGGACGUUUUCUCCUCUGCGCCCACCGUCGAGGAUGAGUACCCCAGAUUCACUGAUGAAGUGGAACCGGAAGCGAUGUGGACUGUCUUGGAACCAGGGGAUAUGCUCUUCUUGCCUCCGCUGUGGUAUCACGGGAUGAAGAGCCUAGAGCGGAGUUUUUCGGUAUCCAUGUGGUUCUAGCGAGUUCCGUGGGGUCUAAUCUGAUGGUGCCUGUCGCCAGCAAAUUCCUCUUAGGUGCCGGUAAACCAGGGCCGGGUGCCUUCACUCCGGACCGUCAUUGCCUUCGCGUACGCGCGCGGCCGGAGCAGUACGGGGUCCCGAGGGGCUGGGCCGGGUCAU